Molecule: messenger RNA, 2924 nt
Organism: Drosophila subpulchrella
Lineage: Eukaryota; Metazoa; Arthropoda; Insecta; Diptera; Drosophilidae
Exons: 3
Coding region: 102-2861 (919 amino acids)
Source: RefSeq, a predicted model, not a curated record
GAAACGGUUUCUUGCCAGUGCUUCAACACGCAUCAAAUAUUUUGACAAUCAAAUUCAGCUGUACAUUUUCCAAAUUAUCUGUAAAAUUUUAAUACAAAAAAAUGAGUGCCACGAAUAUUCAAUUCCAAAAGAGUUUGGCUGCUCAGCAAUUUGUGCAUCAGCGGCUUUAUAAAAACCUGACUCAUAUACUGGAAAGAUGCGAGGACUUUCCCAAAAAAACGCAAAGCGAUGAUUCCCUGACCCGCAUUCACUUCAUAUCCACUAAAUUUUUGGAUGCUUCCUCCGCCGAUCUGGUGACCAACGGGUUGGAUAGUCGCCGCCUACCUGCGGGAGGAGCUUGCAGCUGCCGUUCCAUUGCGGGUCGUUCGGUGCCCGCCGGCUUUAAGCAUCACCCGUUAUCCAUUAUCUCGGAAUCGACCCAAACCGUGUCCACCCAUGAGAUGGCUACUCAAACGGGUAUCCAAAAGGAUACUAUUGAUCCUGACUUUCUAGAUUGCCAGUUCAGCCAAGAUGCAUCCACCCAAUCUGUAAUAAAUAUGCAAGAUGCAGAAACACAAUCGGUAUCAGAUUCGACAAAAAACCUAAACAACACCCAAACCCAAACGGAAAUGAUUGUUGUUAAAGAACCUAGAAAAAGUGCUAUUAAAUCGGAACCACACAAGAAAGAUAAUCCUGAACAUGAGGAUGGAAAACCUCAAAAAUCAAAUUCUUCAUUGCGAAGAAGUUUCUUUAGGCGUCCAGUUAUCGUGGUAAAUGGAGGGUCUUUCAUACCUUCCGAAUUUACAAAUAGAGUGCAUCAAGGUAAAGCGGAGCACCCACCGCAUCCAUUAAUAGUUACCUCGCAAAAAGUAGAUCAGGAGACACAAUAUGAAAACCCACGCACAUCAGAAGUAAUUCAAUCGAAUCAUAAUGCCUCUGGACCUUCAACUUGCUCCAAAAUUCUAGAUAGGGUAGAGGAACUAGAAACAAAGUUAAGGAGGCAAGAGCGAUCCCUGAAAGAUCUGCAAGGCUCUGUAAAAUCAUGGAAAGCCCGGGAAAGUAAACCUUCCGAAUGUAAGAUUAUAUUUCAGGCUCAACCGAAACAAUGCCAGUUACCAAGAAAACCAGAAACCUGUGACCAGGCCAUACAGAAAAAAGGCGAUGAUGAUUGUGAGUGCAACAGAACUUUAUCCAAAGAAUUUAUUCAAAUUUUUAUAAAGUCGGAAUCUCCGCAUCAAACCAACGAAUCAAAAAAUGCUGGAUGCGAAGCGAGUUCCCCAAACAAUAUCCAAAAACCCAUUGCCCGGCAAUGCAGUAGGGAUAACAAUGAAAAUUGUAGAAAAAGUGUAUCAAUAUCAGGUCUCCCAAAAUGUUGUAAUGAUGAUAAAGCUGGAGAUUCUAGAAAGAAUAAUCAAAAGUCAAUAGACACUCAGUGCUUAGAAGAUGCUGAUAAUUUUCUGCAACAAUUCAAUCGGGUUUUUGCCAAGUCCAAAAGUGAGGAAACGAUUUGUGGUAAAACCAAUAAGAUCCAGAAGCCCAUUUCUCCUUGCUGUUCUUCCAUUCCUUCAAAACAAAAUUCGAAGCAACAAGGGAUUAAUCAUCUACUUGAUAAGUUUGUUGUUCGAGUAACAAAACCCAAUGACGAGUCCUUAAAUGCAAGAAAGGCUUCUUCCACAUCAUGUUUGGAUAAAAAUAAAAUUUCAAAGCUAUCACAAUCUAACCAAACGGAGGAAAAGGAAGUCUACAAGUCAUUGAUUGAGCAAUUCGUCAAUCUAUUUUCAAAAACCAAGACGUGUGAGAAUAAACAAGCUCACAACUCAGAAUCUGAGAGUUACUCUUUCGACGGAAUGUUGGCAGAACUAUUAAAACUAUUUAACAAGCCCAAAAGCCUGGAGCCAGGUGCUCUAAUGGAGGACGAAAGACCCAAAAAGGUCACCAUAUCGGAGGGGGAAACGGUUUUGGAAACAGAACAGAAGACAAAAUGCAGUUGCUCGAAAGUUCAGCGCAGUGUUAAAUCCACUGCAACACAAUCUGAGAUAAAAAUGUCGGAUAUGAACCUGGAUGUUAGGGAUCGGGAUAAGAGACCAUGUGAAUUGCAAAGGAAAUCUACGAUAAGCGAGCUGUACGCCUCCAAUUUGUCUAUAAGGAACACCCAGCCAGGAGAUCAACUACCAUGUGGUUGCCAAUUUUGUGGCGAUGGCAGACAGCCAGUGCUGGAUACCUUUCUAAGCGAACUACUUCACCUGAUUGGAUCAAGAUCUUUCAGCGAAGUGGUGCUGACCAUACUCCGGAAUGAGGGCAAUAUCUACCAUAUCAACGUCCGUGAGAUGGCGACGGGCAAUGUCCUGGGCUGUAUUCUGGUCAAUGGAACCGCGAUCAAUGAAGCCAUUGCCUUGGGGUUAUUUGAGGACAUCCACACAUUCUGCGAGCUGGACAGGCGCAGGGAGCAUGAUCCCAGGGCGUGCCCACUGGGAUUCGACGCUCUUUGUCCACGGGAGCGAGGCGGUGAGAUUGUGCCGGAUGUAAAAGUCGACACAGAAAGGGCCAUCGAGUUUUCCACUCGAGUUUUGGGUGUUCCCGCUGGACAAGCCGGGCGCUUCUUCUCCCUGACCAACGCCCUAAAAUUGUCCAGGAAAUCACCCUUUCACAGAUUUGAUUUUUCAAAGCUAAUCCGUCAUCGAGAUAAUCUACUAAAAAGAGGUCGUUUUGGUCGAGGAGCAGUCACCGGUGAACUAGUUUACAUGGGUAGCGAUGAUCAUUUACCAUUAAAGGAUGUGUGUGAUCCGGUUCAGACAUCCAGCUUGUUCCUUCGUAUCGUUUCUGGCCAGGAUAAUGACGUUCAAGAAGAUGAAUCUAAAGUUGUUGAGUACCAAUCGCAUUAGCUUGUGAAAACUAAAAGUGUUUACAUUUAUCAAACAGCUGACAGUGUAAUCCUCUUUUCAAAA